Babjeviella inositovora NRRL Y-12698 is the source of this 299-nucleotide messenger RNA. RefSeq lists its product as uncharacterized. The transcript has a single exon. NCBI's taxonomy places the organism in Eukaryota, Fungi, Ascomycota, Pichiomycetes, Serinales. The record is from RefSeq and is a predicted model, not a curated record. The coding region runs from base 8 to 202 and encodes 64 amino acids.
AUCCGCAAUGCAAUUCUCUACCGUCGCUAUCGUUUUGGCUGCCGCCACCACCGUCUCCGCCUACAACGCUACCACCGGUGCUAACUCUACCAACACCACCAACGGUACUACCCACUCCACUUCCAACGCUGGUUCCUCCAACGCCGUCUCUGCCGGUAUCUUGGGUGCUGCCGUCGCUGCUGGUGCCGCUUUGUUGUUCUAAGCCCCUCAAUUUCUAAUCCAGGGCAUUACCUGGCUGAAAAUUUUGAUAGGAUAAUGUAUAAUUAAUAAAGAAUGGUAAUAUAAGCAUGAAUACUUGG